This is a messenger RNA of Dovyalis caffra, 222 nucleotides long. NCBI's taxonomy places the organism in Eukaryota, Viridiplantae, Streptophyta, Magnoliopsida, Malpighiales, Salicaceae. The record is from the annotation of a GenBank genome assembly.
AUGUCUUCUGGUUUUCCUUCCUUCUUCGAUCCUUUUAACAAGAAGAACAAGAAAGAUGUAGCUAAGAAAUUUGACCUUAUCUCUCACUCCUUCGAUGAAUUCCCUCUCUAUCAGAAGAAGGAAGUUGCAGAUGGGACCCUUGAUGGAUACUACCAAUAUUCGCUCAUAUCAAGAAUGCAAGAUGAGAAUGGGCUCAGCUUAUUUAGCUUAAAAUUUUCUUAA